CGCGCAGGCGCACUUGGGCAGAGAGCAGAGCUGGUCGACAGGUAUCUGAGUGGACCGACUGGAGCAACGCAACUCGCACAGACCGGACAGGCUACGAAUCACCGCAUCAAAUAGAGGCUCUUCACACGAGACAGAGGUACGGUAGGGCGUGCCAGGCCAUAACGCCGGCCCUGCAGUGAAUUGACGUUGAACAUCACCAAUGCAUCAGUUCAAUUUGGCCUAAAUGGUCAAUGAAAAGCAUUGCCUAUAGGUGGAAUCCAAUCAAGUUGUAGAAACAUCUCAAGGAUGAUCAAUGGAAACAUGAUGCAACUGAGCUCAAUUUCGAGUCUCUUAACAAAGGGUCUGAAUACUUAUACCCCAGGAUGAAUAGAGCUGCCUUGGAAGUUCAAACAAUGGAUCCAGGUCAGAGAAGAUGAAUUUCUGUGAAGAGGAUGGCUCUCAACUGUUCCACUAUUUUACCACCACAACAUUGGUUUGGACAACGAAAGAGCCCUAAAAUCCCUCUAAGCACACAACAAAAACAUGCUAGCCUUCCCCCACCAUGGACUUGCAGUCGCUUCAAGAUGGCCCCUGUGGCUUGGACACGCCCCACACCGCCCCCUGCAACCUUAAAGACUUACUUCAUGAUGGGUUGAUGGCGGUGAAUGUAUUCUCCAUCUCUUCGGCUCUGGAGAACCUGAGUCGUCAUGAGAUGCUGUCCUGGGUCAACGACUCUCUACGGCUCACCUACACCAAGAUAGAACAACUGUGUUCAGGUGCAGUGUAUUGUCAGUUCAUGGACAUGUUGUUCCCUGGCUGUGUUCUGCUGAAGAAGGUGAAGUUCGCAGCCCGGCUGGAACAUGAGUUCAUCAACAACUUCAAGGUCCUACAGGCCUCCUUCAAGAGAAUGGGCGUAGACAAGAUCAUCCCAGUAGAGAGGCUGGUGAAGGGGAGGUUUCAGGAUAACUUUGAGUUCAUCCAAUGGUUUAAGAAGUUUUUUGAUGCCAACUACGAUGGGAAGGAGUAUGACCCUGUGGCCACACGCCAGGGGCAGGAGGGCGCCCCCUCACCCAACCCAGGCCCCCAGAGGACAUCUCCCACAGUGACCAAGACAGCCCCCUCCAGGCAGAUAAACUCUGCCUCCAUCCGCAGGGCGAUGCCCACUAGAGCAACCAGACCAUCAGACGCUGAGAUCCUAGAACUGAACCAGCAGAUGUUGGAUCUGAAGCUGACGGUGGAUGGUCUGGAGAAAGAGAGAGAUUUCUACUUCAGUAAGCUGAGAGACAUCGAGUUGAUCUGUCAGGAGAAUGAGACCAACACCAGCCCAACACUCUCCAAGAUCAUGGAUAUACUGUACGCUACUGAGGGCGAGGUUGAGAAAGGGAAUACCUUCUCAGACAACUUACCUGAUCACUAAAGGUGAAUAAAAUGAUGGCUUCAUGGCGCCAGAGUACGACAAAGUGGAGGAGGCGCCACAGGGAGACCAAGAAGAAUACUAAACACACCUCCUUUCCCUGCACCACUCCAUACCUCCUUUCUCUGCACCACUCCAUACCUCCUUUCUCUGCACCAUUCCAUACCUCCUUUCUCUGCACCACUCCAUACCUCCUUUCUCUGCACCACUUCCCUCCGUGGAUCACCUCUUCAAGAUUCUCAUCUCCUUCCCCUUCUCUUCUCCCAUCCUCUCCCAACCACCCCCCAAGACAUGUCUGCUCCGGACAGUUCAUCUGAAUGGGCAUUGUUAGCAGGAUGCUAGGCUAAUAGCUAGCUCUGAACAGCUCCUCUGAAUGGGCGUUGUUAGCAGGAUGCUAGGCUAAUAGCUAUCUCUACCAAAUAUGGUGAUGAGAGGAAGCACAGUGGCCAGCAGUGGGAGAAGGAUUUUGGCCGACAUUCUGCAAAUUUUCUCAUCAAUGAAACAUUUGACCUCUACAGUUUUUCUGUUUCCCAAACUAGAAUCUGUAACAAGCAGAGUGUACUGCGUUUUGUAGACUUUAUCCUUUACGAAAGUUUCAAAGUAUUGUGUUUAGAAAAAGUGUAAGGGUGAAUUGAGUUAUUGCACACACGCACUUCAGAGUAGGCGUUCCCUAAUCGAAAUAUGCAAAUAAAUGCUAGAAUGUGCCAAUAGGAUCUCACUAGCUCGUGGUUGGUUCUGCCCACUAUGGUUUAUUUGCUCCCAUUGGAAAUGACAGACUCCGGUCUAUCUUGGGUUAGUUAUAAAAAUCUUUGGUUAAUCUGUAUGGGAGGUGUUAGCAGGGUGCUAGGCUAAAGGAGAUGUCAGGUUGUUAGCACAAAGUAUGGCUCUAUAGAGCCCUCUGCCUAUAGAUGCAGGUCACACAUCAAACUCCCAUCAUCUCUGAACCCAGAACCAAGUCUUGCAUUCUUCUCUCAGAUUGGAAAGAGACUCACUCCACUGACUGACUGGCCCAGUUCAGCAUUCGGGCUCGGCAUCUACCUACCAUACACAUAUCAGUCAUCAGUCCCUGCAUUAAUAAUAUGGGCUCAGCUGCACCACCAUGUUGUCAGUUGUCAAGUCACUCUGUCGUCAGGGAAACAGCCUGUUGUAAAGAAGCGAUUAACCAGACGGCAUGAUUUUAUUUCUUUAGCGGUUAUUUUCCGUUCCUUCCGAACUCUGGAUUGGAUAAGGGAGGGUGGAGAAGCUUGCACCAAUGGAAGCAAAACAAACCAAUCAGAAGGAUCCAGAAACCUACAUGUAAGGUAAUUGGGUGAGGCCAGCAGGAAGCCGGGGUUGCUAUUCAGCAGGGAGCAACGUUACAUAACAUUCAGAUAGAACUGGAUUACAGUAGAACAGACUCAACUGUAUGUCAGAAUCAUGUCAGCUCUAUUUCUUACAUUUCUGUCUGCAACAGUAUGUGGGUGUUAGCGACUGAAUUCACCCUGGGUUAAAUUGUUGUAUUGUUUUGAAUGUGGAGUUAGUUAGGGUAAACAUGGAGUGGCUAACAGGUUAACAAGGUGGUUAAUGUGAAUCUAUUUAUUACCCAGAGAAGGCUUUUAUUAUUAAUCUAUAUGAAUGAACAAAAACACACUACUAUACCAUAGAUACUAAUGGGUGAAUGUGGAUUAUUGUUUUAGCUGCUGUCUUUGAUUUUGAGUUUUUUGGGGGGGUUGUUGACAUGUUGCACUGUGUUAAAAACACCACAGUCUCUGUCAUGGUGAUGGGGAGCAGGGCUUAGUGGUGACUGACAGCUGUCAGGAGUGACUGACAGCUGCCCCUGGUUGUCAUGGCAGCCCUGUGAUAGACAUGCAUUGUUUGUCAUUUUAUUACGAGGCUGAAUAAAGAGAUGGGUUCAAAACCAGAA
Messenger RNA from Oncorhynchus masou masou (cherry salmon), 3296 nucleotides. Its product is annotated as microtubule-associated protein RP/EB family member 3-like. Gene Ontology annotation, cellular component: microtubule plus-end; cytoplasmic microtubule; spindle midzone. The record is from RefSeq and is a predicted model, not a curated record. Gene Ontology annotation, biological process: protein localization to microtubule; spindle assembly; regulation of microtubule polymerization or depolymerization. The coding region runs from base 542 to 1396 and encodes 284 amino acids. The transcript has 11 exons. NCBI's taxonomy places the organism in Eukaryota, Metazoa, Chordata, Actinopteri, Salmoniformes, Salmonidae. Gene Ontology annotation, molecular function: microtubule plus-end binding.